AGGAUCGCGUUGUCACUGCCGGUGUUCAUACAGUUCCCAAACUAAUAUAUAUUAAUAUUAUUAUUAGGCCUUACUUCGACUUUUUGAUCUAAAUAAUCUAAAGUUAAGUUAUUAACUAUACUUAUCAAUAAAUUCUUAUAUAAACUGUAAGCUAAUUAUGAGAAGCAACACAAGUAACUCCUAAACAAGUUAUAGCAAUUUUUCUAGUGAAAGGCGAAUGUAGAAUAUUCACGUGAGGCAGCAAAUGCAACGCGAAAGUAGGUUAACAGUGUUCAAAUUCAAUAACAAAUGCAUCCAGUUAUACUGUUCAAAUAGUUUAAUAUUGCCUUCGGAAUCUUAAGUAUAUAAUAUUAGCAAAAUCAACAUGCUUACUGCAAAGAUGUUUGUAAGAAACUGUUACUUGCUACGAAGUGUUCACAGAGCUAGCAUGUUUACCAUGCAGCACAGGAAAAGUUCGUCUUAUGAACCUGAAUAUUUAGAGCUUUUAAAGCCCUCGGUGCCACUGUAUGAGGUUCUCAAUGUCCAGGUGAAGGGCCAUGACUUUGCUGUCCUGGAGCAGUUUGCUAAGUAUGUACACAACAUAGCUUUGAAAAUGGAUAUUGAAGUUGAAGACAGGUGUCAGGACUUUCAGCAACUUUAGCUCCAACCUUCCUGGAAGUGAUUCAAAAGUCACUACCAGAGGGAGUGAAUCUUUGUGUUCAGUUUCACAAACAGGAGUUUGAUGAAAUGCGCUACAUUCCUGAUUUACAACUGGAAGACUUUAAACGGCAACUAGAUGAGAUAAGAAAUCCAAAAAUCCAGGCAGGAAAAAAGAAAUGAUUGUAUAAAUAAAACUGUGUAACUAUUUGACUUUGUAGAUAUUAUUUAGGAUACAAAUCAAUUUAUUUAAGAAAACUUUUUUCUGUAAUGUGUAAUAAAGCUCAACAUGUGCAAGAAUGA
Limulus polyphemus (Atlantic horseshoe crab) is the source of this 939-nucleotide messenger RNA. RefSeq lists its product as uncharacterized. NCBI's taxonomy places the organism in Eukaryota, Metazoa, Arthropoda, Merostomata, Xiphosura, Limulidae. The record is from RefSeq and is a predicted model, not a curated record. The transcript is spliced from 4 exons. Bases 365 to 640 code for a protein of 91 amino acids. Gene Ontology annotation, cellular component: mitochondrial ribosome.